Molecule: messenger RNA, 2699 nt
Organism: Linepithema humile (Argentine ant)
Lineage: Eukaryota; Metazoa; Arthropoda; Insecta; Hymenoptera; Formicidae
Product: ATP-binding cassette sub-family B member 10, mitochondrial
Biological process (GO): oligopeptide export from mitochondrion
Cellular component (GO): mitochondrial inner membrane
Molecular function (GO): ABC-type oligopeptide transporter activity; ATP binding; ATP hydrolysis activity
Source: RefSeq, a predicted model, not a curated record
CAUUAUAUAACACUCAAAAAAAAAACGCGAAGAGUUCUUAGAAUAUUAUAUAAAAAAUUGACUUUUUAUGACAUGGCAAGACCUUCACAUAAAUACGGAGUCACGAUGAAUUUCUCGCACUCAAUUAGCACAUGUGCGUGUGCCGUUAAAAAUUAUUGCAACCUAAUUAGCUGAUGGAACGAUUAAUUAAUCUUCGGAAACUGAAUCCAUUGCUGGAGGAUCUCGUAGAAAAUUAAUCGUACUUGUUUCAAGUAUGCGUAUUUACAAUGUGAUAAUAAAAUGUUGUACGAUUGCAUUUUUAGGUUAGCCCGGACCGAAGGCUAACUCGCGAGAUUACUUUUGACAAUUAUUUAUUCACCAAAUUCACAUGUUACAUGUCAGAUCAUAUGUAACAUGACGCUCCUCUGGAAACUAUUGUCUAAUCCCGGUGUCCUGCGAAAAUCAGGAUGUCGCGGUAUCGCUGUAUCGCAGAAAUACUCGUGCCUGAUAAAGCACACUGUCAGGCUAUCAAGGAAAAGUCGUAUGUUCAUCGGAUUGAGGUAUCAGACGGCCAAUACUAUUGGAUCCGACGCUUCAGCGUCCGUCGUACGUUCCGUAAAGCGAAAACGGUCCGAGUUGAAGAAUUUGAUUCUACUAGCCGCGCCUGAAAAAUGGACCCUCAUGAAGGCCAUCGCAUUUUUGCUCGUGUCAUCCAGCGUGACGAUGGCCGUGCCGUUCUGCUUUGGAAAAGUGAUAGACAUCGUCAACACCGCGGAAGAAGCAAACAUGAGAGAGAACCUUAAUCGACUAACGCUCGCUCUGUUCGUAGUAUUUCUCAUAGGUGGUGUGAGCAAUUUCAGCAGAGUUUACCUGAUGUCAACAGCGGGGCACAGAAUCACGCAGUCUCUGAGGAAGCAGGCGUACGCUGCCAUACUUCGGCAGGAAACGGCGAUGUUUGAUAAAGAAAGUACAGGAGAGCUAGUCGGGAGAUUGAGCGGAGACACGCAACUUAUCAGCUCCGCUGUCACGUCCAACGUAUCGGAUGGCUUACGCUCCGCUAUCAUGGCUGUUACAGGAGUAUCCAUGAUGUUUUAUGUAUCACCGACGCUCGCUUUGCUGGGCUUAGCGAUAGUGCCGCCUGUUGUAAUCGUCGCUGUCAUUUGGGGACGCGUUUUGAAGCGAGUCUCCAAGGAUCUGCAGAACAGUCUCGCGGUGCUCAACACAACCGCGGAGGAGAGAAUUAGCAAUAUAAGGACCGUUAAAGCGUUCGCGCAAGAGAGACGCGAGAUUGACAGAUACAGCGCCAAGCUGCAGGAUGUUCUCAGAUUGUGCUACAAGGAGAGCUUGUACAGAGGCAUGUUUUUCGGCAUGACCGGUCUCUCCGGGAACGCCAUCAUACUUUCCGUUCUUUACAACGGGAUAUUCAUGGUUUCGAACUCGGAGAUAACAAUCGGAAGCUUGAGUGCCUUUUUGUUGUACGCGGGAUACGUGGGGAUAUCGCUGAACGGAUUGUCUUCGGCGUACAGUGAGUUGAAUAAAGCUCUGGGCGCGAACGCUCGUCUGUUCGAGUUGAUCGAUCGGCAACCGCUUAUUCCCAUUCAGGACGGGCAAGUUCUGGAAAAGGACUUGUCGGGCAACGUGACGUUCCGAAACGUUUCCUUCGCUUAUCCAACGCGAGAAGCGGUGUCCGUAUUGAAAGAUUUCAACUUGAAUGUAGAAGAGUGCUCCAUGACGGCCGUCGUCGGUUGCUCGGGUUCCGGCAAGUCCACCGUGGCGUCGCUUUUACUGAGACUGUACGAUCCUACGGAGGGGUCGAUCCUCCUGGACGAUCACGAUCUUCGUCUGCUCGAUCCCGCGUGGGUGAAAUCCCAAAUCAGCGUCGUGUCCCAAGAGCCGGUUCUCUUCAGCGGCUCGAUAAGGGAGAACAUAUUGUACGGCGCGGAGUCUGCGACGAGUUCCGACGUGGAAGAGGCCGCGCGAUUGGCGCACGUGCUGGAAUUCACGCGGAAGAUGACGGAUGGAUUGGACACGAUAGUCGGAGAAAGGGGCAUCGCGCUCAGCGGCGGGCAACGCCAGAGAGUCGCCAUCGCCAGGGCGUUGAUAAAGAAGCCAAAAAUUUUAAUACUGGAUGAAGCGACUAGUGCCUUAGACGCGGAAAGCGAACACUUCGUUCAGGAGGCUGUGGAACGUGCCAUACACGGAAGGACGGUGAUAACGAUAGCUCACAGGCUUAGCACGAUCAAGAAUGCCGACAAGAUCGUGGUGCUCGACGGGGGACAAGUGGCGGAGACCGGCACUUACGUCGAGCUGAUGAACUUGAAGCAAGGUCAUUUCAAGAAGUUGGUGAAGCUUCAAACGUUUACGUAGAAUCAUUAAGUAAAUAAUUAUUUAUCGAUUUGUUAUAAUAUAUUCUUUCAUGAUUCACAUCAUGUCGAUGUAUUAUAUGUACAUGUACAUAUGUGUAUAAUUUGUCUGUCAAAUAUCUGAAAAUUCUGUAAUAUUGAUGAACACAAUAUUUAUAGCGUUGUACAUUUAUAGAAUAUGUAACAUAUUUAUAUGUGAAAAUAGUCGCGAGCGACGAGGUACUUGGGCGUAAAUUGUAACACUGCGGCGGCGAUACAACGUUUCUUGGUCGCUCAUUCCCGUUAUUUCCUAUUUGCCUUUAGGAGCAACGUAGAGUCAGGCGCACACAUCACAAAUAAAAGAUGGAUUGACAAUCA